Molecule: messenger RNA, 2180 nt
Organism: Cryptotermes secundus
Lineage: Eukaryota; Metazoa; Arthropoda; Insecta; Blattodea; Kalotermitidae
Gene: Alg10
Product: putative Dol-P-Glc:Glc(2)Man(9)GlcNAc(2)-PP-Dol alpha-1,2-glucosyltransferase
Exons: 5
Coding region: 249-971 (240 amino acids)
Biological process (GO): dolichol-linked oligosaccharide biosynthetic process; protein N-linked glycosylation
Cellular component (GO): endoplasmic reticulum
Molecular function (GO): dolichyl pyrophosphate Glc2Man9GlcNAc2 alpha-1,2-glucosyltransferase activity
Source: RefSeq, a predicted model, not a curated record
CUAUGCACAUGAUGGGUCCACGUGGAAGGGGGCAAGACCAGUUAAGACCGCCGAAACGAAAUCGCGGAACCACGGAGAGAAUCGAAGAUGGAGAAAGAUGAUGUGUGUGCUGUUUGUGUGGGUUGCUAACCACGUGGAGUAGGUUAUUGGAUAUGAGGCAUAUGCGAAGAGCAUGAAAGUAUCUUUGUAAUAUUUCAGUUUUGUGAUAUUCGUAAUAUUUAAUGGGUACAAGUCGUUCGUGAUAAUAGAUGAUAAUAGAGUUGUCUCCCGCCAUGAAAGGAAAUCUGCCCACCUUUUUAAAUGCUUCACAUGCCGCACCGGCUGCAGUAUAUAUGUUACUUGCGUUAUCGACGUUAUGCAUUUUCAAUAUGAUAUACGCAGUGCAACCGUUGCCAUUUCUUGAUGAAAUAUUUCACAUUCCACAGGCUGAGAAAUAUUGUAGGGGUCUGUUCAGAGAAUGGGAUCCAAAAAUCACAACUUUACCUGGUCUGUAUCUGCUCUCAGUGGGUGUUCUGAUGCCGUUGUCCACCGUGUUGAGAAUAGACGUGUGUGGAACAUAUGCUUUACGUAUGACAAAUGUGUUUGCAUGUUUUGCAAACUUCUAUAUUAUACAUAACAUACAGAAGAGGCUGUAUCCUGAAAGAAGGGAUUUGGACUCGUCACUGCAAGAUCUGCUCUCAGCUGUGAACCUAACUAUAUUUCCAGUUCUGUAUUUCUUCACAUUCCUGUAUUAUACCGAUGUUAUUGCAACAGGUCUCAUACUCCUCACAUAUCUACUGCAGCUAGACGGCCGCACGCUACUUGCGCCUCUAACAGCCUUCAUUGCAGUUGUUGUGCGGCAGACAAAUAUUGUGUGGGUGGCUUUCAUUGCUUUUCUUUCAAUAUCACACGUGUUGAAAUUACACGUUAUCCAAUGUAAUAGCAGAUUGUCACCCAAGGUUGUGAGGUCGGCAAAGUAUCUCCAGUGUUGAAAAGCAGCGCUCUGCCUCUGAUGUAGUCAUGGGAACUGUCAAGAGGAUUUUUAUCAGUUUCGUAAUUUCACUAAAAACAUCAUCUAGAUUAUUUUCCAAGAUAAAUUUCAGCAGCUCAAUUAAUGUGCAAUAUUCAUGAAUAUCAGACCUACAAUAGAAUACUUUUAGUUCAGUUUCAAGCUUUUCUUUGUCAAUCAUGGGAUAUGCUUCAGUGGUCAGUACUAUCUCUUCUGUGGGAUAUUCAUUCUUAAAACUAGUGAAGUAUUUAUUUUUGAACAAUUUAGCAGCUACUAAGUGUUCAGUGGAAGAAUAUUUGUCCAUUAUAUCAACACAUAUACAGUCACACACUUCCUUAGCUUCUGCCAUGAGUGCCUUUGAAGGAUUCUCACAGUACUUUUGAGUUUCUCAAUUCUAAAAUAGCAGUUUUGAAAUUUGUUAUAUAGUCAUUAACUUUAAACACACUAAUUUCUCGAGAUUGCAUUUGGUUGUAAAUUAUUUCAACAUGAGGCAUAAUCUGAUGAUAAAGCUCUAACCAAAACUUGAAAUUAUCAUCAUUCAGGUAUUUUAAAAUUCCUGUUGCUUCUGCAAUGGUUUGAUCUGCAUUUGAUGUAUACUGAAUUUCAGUAAGGCAGUUUAUUAAAGGUUACAAAUUUUCAUGAACUCUGUUUAUGGUCCGUAUGUUGAAGUUCCACCUUAUACAAGAUGGACGUGGAUUGCUGACUUCCAUAUGCUUCUUGAGAAUGGACACACGUUGUGGUGAUCUUAAGAAGAAUGUUGGAAUAGCCAGAAUGUUAGAGAAAAAUAUUCUUGCAUUUCAUGUAAUACUUGCUGCAUUUCUCAUUAUUAAAUUAAGUUGAUGUGCAUAACAGUGAAUGAAAUGUGCCUUACUAUAAACUGCUUUUAUUUUUGCUUGAACUCCUGCUUUUUUGCCUUUCAUGACUUUUGCAAAUCUUCAGAUUUGAUGCUUCAAAUCUGAAUCUAAUUUAGAUGCAAAAUUUACUAAUCAUCUAAAUACCCCUGGAUUUAUUGAAUUGUCUUUUUCAUCAUGUCCACGUAAGAGAGUUUCAAAGUUUCCACAAAAGAAAAUGCAGUCUAUAAUUUUGGACAAAAUUUCACGGUUCUUUUAACCUUAAUAUUAUGCUCAUUGAUUGAAAGUCUGUAUGCCUCACUGAGUUUCUCCUUAAUACUUACGGUUCCUAAAAGUGACAG